Messenger RNA from Amphibalanus amphitrite, 1819 nucleotides. RefSeq names its product pyridoxal kinase-like. Lineage: Eukaryota; Metazoa; Arthropoda; Thecostraca; Balanomorpha; Balanidae. The coding region runs from base 278 to 1177 and encodes 299 amino acids. Gene Ontology annotation, molecular function: pyridoxal kinase activity. The record is from RefSeq and is a predicted model, not a curated record. Gene Ontology annotation, biological process: pyridoxal 5'-phosphate salvage. The transcript is spliced from 8 exons. Gene Ontology annotation, cellular component: cytosol.
CCAUUCUCUCGCAUUACUCUCUCACCCCUAUUUGCUCUCACCGUCUUGCUCUCACCGGCUUUCCGCAUCGCGGCCAAGUUCUAUAUACAAAUAUACCGUGCAUCGCAGCAAAGCCGCAUACGGAUACGGCAUUGAAAGCCUCACAUCUUUCACUGCAAGUUUCACUACAAUUGCUCAUUUUUUACAACACGGGGAGGUUGGCUUGCUUGUAGCUUUCAGACCAGAGAACUUUGGCAAGUUUUUGCUGCAAGUUGCCUGAUCUCAGCUGUCCAUCAUAAUGAGUCUCCAGAGAGUUUUCUCACUGCAGAGUCAUGUUGUGUCUGGUUAUGUUGGGAACAAGAGUGCAACAUUUCCACUUCAGGUCCAUGGGUUUGACGUGGACGCCGUGAAUUCGGUGCAAUUCUCCAACCACACUGGCUAUAAAUGCUUCAAGGGCCAGGUUCUGAACGACUCCGAACUUGAGGAGCUGGUGUCCGGUCUGCGUCUGAACGACAUCAACAAGUACUCGCACCUGCUGACCGGCUACAUCGGCGCCCCGUCCUUCCUACUGAAGGUGGCGGACGUGGUCAAGGAGCUGAAGCAGGUCAACCCGGACCUCGUCUAUGUGUGUGACCCGGUGAUGGGUGACAACGGCAAGAUGUACGUACCGGCCGAGCUACUGCCGCUCUACAAGGAGCACAUCAUACCACUGGCCGACAUCCUGACACCCAACCAGUACGAGGCCGAGCUGCUGACUGGUCAGAAGAUCUCCUGUGAGGAGGACGCUCUGCGUGUCAUGGACCAGCUGCACGAGGCCGGGGCGCGAACGGUGGUUCUCUCCAGCACGGACCUCGGCUCGGAGGAGACCCUGGUCGGCCUGGCCAGUAUCAAAGACAAUGACACCAGUCGCCGUAUCCGUAUCAACAUUCCCCGUCUGCCGGCCUCGUUCACCGGCACGGGGGAUCUGUUCGCCGCCUGUCUCCUGGCCUGGAUGCACAAGACCAACGGAGACCUGAAGACCUCCUGCCAGAAGACGGUGGCCACCCUGCAGGAUGUGCUCAAACGCACCCUGAAACACGCACAAGAUCUGGCCGGACCGGACGGAAAGCUCGGGGUGCGCGAGCUCGAGCUGCGACUAGUCCAGAGUCUGGACGACAUCAGACAGCCCAAGUCGGACGUCGUCGUCGAGGACAUCUAGCGGCCAGGAUGUCAACUACAGCUUACACAGGCCACCGCCCUGCCGGACCGCGUCUCGCUAUCAAGCCAAAACGUGUGUUGUCGAUCAGUGCUUUUGGGAUGCGGAGGCCGGGGUGGAGUCAGGCUGUAGGUGUGAGAGAAAGAAGAGCUUCCAGGCAUAUUUGCCACCAAAUAUCAAGGAUCAAUGAAGGCUUGUCGAUACACCGGUGGCCGUGAGGUAGUUGUGGAAGUUAAGUCUGCCAUAAUCACGUAGAACACUUGCCGAUGGUGUCCACUAACACAUAGUCAAUACGUUUGUCCUUGUUCCCGUCGAAGACAUUGUGUGUAUUUUAUGCAAUAUUUUGUGUGCAAUAGGUGGAAGUAGGGUUUGCACCGAGUGAUAAAGCUCUAAUCAAUGAGUCCCGCGCGCUGACGUAGAUUGAGUGACGAUGUAGCUGAUUGAAUAUUUUACGGAGUGAUUUGACUGAUUCGGGAGUGAACUGUGGUUGUUGGGUUGCAAAAGAUGCGUGGUACAUUCCACAUCGGCUUACAUUAUUUCUCAGGUCGCUGCUCAUUGUGUCAUCGUACUUAAUUGAUUUUCCGUGGGAUUUUUUGUCCUGGGCUGGUUGUGACUGUCCUGGUUAAAUAUAUCGGUGCAUGUGUC